AAACCCCCAAACGACUCAUUUGAACUUAUGCUCGAGAAAAGGUUAAAAGUGAAGGUUGGAAAGAAAUUGCAUUGAAUACCCUCGAACAAACCAGAACCACACAUGGCUGAUUUCUUUGUUUUCUCUUAAAACACUCUUUAUUUCAGCAUGUGGGAUUCUUCACUUCUCGGUAGUCACCUCAAUCUCCUCUCAUUUUCGCUACCUGCAUACUCUCUUAGAUGAUUAGUGGGUUCUGAUUAUAAUUAAGAGUUAAUGAAGUGAAGAGAAGAGAAGAGAAGUCGCUGUCGUGGAAGGUGGGCAAUUGUAUUGUAUUUGUUUAUGUUAUAUUUGUAAAUCGUUUAUGUUGCGUAUUUGUUGAGUAAUUGAUACCCACAGCAGCGGGCCCUUUCCCAUCUUCUGCUUUCUUCAUCAGAUACUGUUUUUCUCCUUGCACUUAUCCGUACAAAAAAAAACCCUUCCCUUCUUUCUGAAUCUAUCUGCUACCAACAGAGAGAAAUCAAAAGCUUCAACUUGCAACUUUUUUAUUUUUUUAAUAUUUUUCCUGGGAAGGGAAAAAAUAUGAAGAAUAGAUUGCAUGUUGAAGAUCUCCAAAAUGUAACAAACCCAUCAAGUGGUUUUGAUACUGUGGAUGCCAUGGAGGAAGAACAAGCAAUUGCUGAUGAAGAUGGAGAGAUCUGGCUAGAAAGAGAACAAGACGAUCUGUUAGAUGUAAAUGAUUCUUCAAUCUUCUAUGAUGAUUUUCCUCCCCUUCCAGAUUUCCCUUGCAUGUCAUCAUCUUCCUCAUCUUCUUCCACUCCGGCUCCAGUUAAGGCUAUGGCUCCUUCAUCGUCUUGUUCUUCGGCUUCUUCGUCGUCUUCAGCGGCUUCUUGGGCGGUUUUGAAGUCUGACGCAGAAGAUGAUGCUGAGAAAAAGAAUAAUUAUGACUCUCAACACUAUCAUCAUCAUCAUAGUCAAUAUGAUCAAGUGGAAGCACCCACAGCAGCCUUGUCUUCUACUGCGUCGAUGGAGAUUCCUCAGCCAUCUGAUCAAGGGGUGGAAGGUGCUGGUUGCACGGAUAUGAUGGAGACUUUUGGGUACCUGGAUCUCAUAGAAAACGAUGGUUUCUUCGACCCUUCUUCCAUAUUUCAAGCCGAUGAACAUUUCUUGGACGAGUUUCAGCAAGAGCAGAACAUGCAACCGGAGCAGGAACCACAACAGGGAAAUGAAGAGUUGAUCAUGGAAACUAAAACUGAGGAGACUCAACAGCAAGGAGCCGCCGCUUCAGAUGAUCUAGCCAUGGUGUUCUUGGAGUGGCUCAAGAGCAACAAAGAGACUGUCUCAGCAGAGGACUUGAGGAAAGUUAAAAUCAAGAAGGCAACCAUAGAGUGUGCUGCUAAGCGUUUAGGUGGUGGUAAAGAAGCUAUGAAGCAGUUGUUGCAACUCAUUCUUGAAUGGGUUAAAACGAAUCACCUUCAAAAACGACGUAUGAAAGAAUCAUCUUCCAAUUAUCCUCCCUAUCAAUGCCAAGAGCCUCUGCAAAACCCUAACCCUAGUGCUAGUUCAAACCUUAAUAUGAAUUCUAACUCUAUCCCACCGGAUCAAUCAACCCCUUGUUUCACUCAGUCACCUUGGAUUGCACCCCCACCUUAUGUUGUUGAUCGGGGAACGCUUAUGCCGGGAAUCUCUCCUAUGGUUGGGUAUAUGGCCGACCCUUUUGCUAGUGGCGCUUCAAAUAUGGCUGGCCACUCUUACCCACCGGCGCCACCGACAGAUUAUCACAUGCUAGACUCCGCCCAAUCCUGGCCUCCGUCCCAGUUUGCUUUGUCUUCGCCUUACCCCGCAUUUCCAGACAAUAAUCUCCAACCUGUUCAGGCCCACCAUCCUGUUUUCACCGGAUAUGGAAAUCAAUACGCAUGCCAGUAUCUCCCCGGCCAAGUUGACGAUAGGUUGAUGAGGUUGGGUUCCUCGGCAACCAAAGAGGCAAGGAAGAAGAGAAUGGCUAGACAGAGAAGGUUUUUGACACAUCACAGGAAUCAGAAUCAUCACAACAACCAACCAAUUGAGCACCACCAAAAUCAGAGUGCAGAUCACCAUGCAAGGCUUGGAAACGAUAAUGUCGCGCUAACGGCUCAACCUAAUCCUGGUAACUGGGUCUAUUGGCCUGCUGUCAGUGCUGUUUCAACCCUGCCAGUUCUCCCUAUGGAUGCUCAACCAGUGCAUAUUGUAGAUCGACCAGCUAUGCAAGCUCAUGAGAGUCAUCAGCGUCAAGUGGCAUCAGAUAGGCGACAGGGCUGGAAGCCUGAGAAGAACCUGAGAUUUCUUCUCCAGAAAGUGUUGAAGCAGAGCGAUGUGGGCAAUCUAGGGAGGAUAGUGUUGCCAAAGAAAGAAGCAGAAACACAUCUUCCAGAACUGGAGGCAAGAGAUGGGAUUUCUAUUGCCAUGGAAGAUAUAGGGACUUCUCGUAUUUGGAACAUGCGUUAUAGUUUCAGAUUCUGGCCCAACAACAAAAGCAGGAUGUAUCUCCUUGAGAACACCGGAGAUUUUGUGAGAGCAAAUGAACUUCAAGAAGGAGAUUUCAUAGUCAUAUACUCAGAUGUCAAGUGUGGGAAAUAUUUGAUCCGAGGAGUGAAGGUAAGGCAACCAGGAUCAAAAUCAGAGAACAAGAAGUCAGGAAAAUCACAGAAGAAUCUUCAUGCAAGCUCUCCUGCAACUGCUCUGAAUGGAUCUUCAUCUACACCCAUUAAUCAAGCUCAAACAGUAAAGUAAAUUAAUGUGACGAACCCAGUCACCUUCUCUCUCCUUCAUGCAAAAAUACGAGUGGACAAGUGGACGGCGAACAUCAACCCUGGUUAAACAAGUCAAAAAGUUUUUAAAAAAAAAUGGGGGCAGAUGUAAUUUGAUAGAGCACAUAAUAUUAGUUUUAAUAUAUUUUAUAAUUUGGGUUUGGGUUAGGGUUAGGGUUAGGGUUUGGUUGAGGUCGGGUGUGCUUAAUUUGUAGGGUAGGGCUGCCUCUCAUCAUAUAUACUCUAUACAAAUGUUGUGCAAUUAUAUAUGUGCUUGUUAAUUGUUUAUAAUAUUAAAUAAUCUUUACUAUUUUGUUGCAAAAAUAUGUAU
Molecule: messenger RNA, 3093 nt
Organism: Manihot esculenta (cassava)
Lineage: Eukaryota; Viridiplantae; Streptophyta; Magnoliopsida; Malpighiales; Euphorbiaceae
Product: B3 domain-containing transcription factor ABI3
Exons: 7
Coding region: 559-2745 (728 amino acids)
Molecular function (GO): DNA binding; DNA-binding transcription factor activity
Source: RefSeq, a predicted model, not a curated record